GUUUACUUCAUCACCAAGCUAUUACAGACAUUUGGUUAUUUCAAAUUCAUUUUUUGUACAUGGACCCAAAACAAGCAAUGGUGCCCCACAAAAUAUUUCCUGCUUUUACAAAGUUGGCUCCGAAAAUCAAAAUUUCAAGUUUUUAACCCCACCAUAGUGCGCAAUAUGACUCAAAAGCUGUUUAUACGUAUAAUAUACGAUCAUAUACCAUAUCUACGUAUAUGAUGAUAGUAUACCCUCUUUGUUUGCCCAUAAAUAUCAAGCUCCAACAAUGCAAUUCUUCCCUUUUCCCCUUCUAAUCUCUCUCAUCUCUCUACUAAGAAAAAAUAAGCAAUUAUGUUGUCCACUGUACCGGCCUUUUCCUUCCCGGAACCGGGUACAGUUAAUCAAUUUUCUGGUUUCCAAACCGGGUUCACUCCUUGGGAAUGGGACAGCUUUGAUCUCUUUUCCGUGAACCAAUUGUCUCUUGAACCGGCCGUUCCCAGCCCUUGUUAUGGUGAAACCGACUCUGGUCUCGUCAGAAUUAAUUCUGGUUUUGAUGAUACUAAAACCGGUUCUGAUGAAUCUUGUGUCGGUUUCACCAAAACCAAAACCGGUUUUGAUGAUGCCGUCAGUUCACAGGGCCUAUGCACUCAAGCAGACGAACCGGACCCGGAAGAGCAGAAUCAUAACCGGAAUAAAUGGAUUCAACCGGAGAUGACCGACGAGAGGAAGAGGAAGAGGAUGGAAUCGAACCGGGAAUCAGCGAGACGGUCAAGAAUGCGUAAACAGAACCACAUUGAUAACUUAAGGAACCGAGUAAAUCAGCUGGAUCUGGAAAACCGUGAGCUAGGGAACCGGCUCCGGUUAGUUGUAUACCACCUUCAACAUUUGAACACGGACAAUAACCGGCUCGUGACGGAACAAGAGAUGCUCCGGUUAAGAUUGUCGGAGAUGAGGCGGAUUCUGAUUCUCAAACAACUCCAACAACAGCAACAAUGGGAACUCAAUAACAGGAGAAUGAUCAUGUCUGAACAACAAACCCAUCUUCGAUCAUCCAUCAUAUGA
Molecule: messenger RNA, 1047 nt
Organism: Eruca vesicaria subsp. sativa (arugula)
Lineage: Eukaryota; Viridiplantae; Streptophyta; Magnoliopsida; Brassicales; Brassicaceae
Source: the annotation of a GenBank genome assembly